AUGGGACGAGUGCUACUGAAAACUAAUCGGCAAUGCACACAUCGGACUUCAACUCUGCGUAAAACAAACGAUGGCGGAGUAUCGAAACAGCUUACUGCUGCUGAGAAACGGAAAAGAAUGAUUGAAGCUGGUACAAAAUAUGCAGCACAAAAUCGGAAAAUCAAAGCAGAUUGUUCGGCAGGAACCCACUUCACAAAAUUUAGCGUGGAGACAGUUCCAGGGUCAAUUAUUAAAACUGGAUUAUGCAGGAAAUCCACGGUGCCUCUGAAGCGCACUUCUCCAAGAAAAAACAAGCAAAUACUUGAUACAUCUAGUAACCAUCAAUCGAUUUCUGAAAACAUUCUUAAUCGCUCGGAUGCAAAAAGCAAACCAAAGACUCAUUUUAUAAAAACACCUCUGAAACCAAUCAAUGAAAUAUUUGAACGUGAUGAUGCCGCAUUGACAAGCAUUUUAAACAAAUGUCCACAAAACUCAAUUUCUGGAAGAGCUUCCAUGUUCCGUAGUCGCGAAAGACCAUCAUUGUUUCCGAAUGGCGUAAAUCCUUUGGACACAGCUGCUGUGAAAUUUGCUAAACCCUUAUCAUUGACGGCGUUAGCCGCGCGCUCGUUUUCUCUGGGAAUGCCGGCGAAAAUUGAUACUGCAUCCAUUUUAGUUACACCAUCCUCAACUUUUAAGAUGUCAAAAAGAACACCAGUAAAAACCGUUAGGUUUGACGAAAGCGUUGAUUUCCGAAGUCCGAAAGUUGAUGAUGUAUCUUCUCCAGAAAGUAGUGUUCUUAAAAUUGGUAAACCGACUUCUCUGGAAACUUCAGAUGAAAUGAUUUUGGAUCUGAAAAUGAAAUUCGAUGACAUCUUAGAAAAACUGAGAAAUUUGCCAGCAAGUGUUUUUAGCAAUUUGAAAGAAGCAGUGCAUCAAAUUUCUUAUGAGAAAUCAAGAAAUGCUAACAUAAUGUGUAAUAGGUAUCCAUUCAAUCAACAGUUGAAUUCGUUCUCAGAACUUGAAACGAAAGAAGUCUUGCCCAAUCGUUGUCGGUCAUCAAUGGAUUGCAUCGCCUUACGAACAAGAAGAAAAGUUCGUGUAUCUCAGAUGCAUACCAACCAGGAGAGUGUUACAAUUCUUGCUACGAAUUCCAAAUCUGUUUGCAGCAGCAAGAAUUCAACGGAAAUGAAUUGCGUGCUCUCCGACAAGGUACAGUCAGUUGAAUCAACAAUGGGACUGCUAUGA
Cercopithifilaria johnstoni is the source of this 1224-nucleotide messenger RNA. NCBI's taxonomy places the organism in Eukaryota, Metazoa, Nematoda, Chromadorea, Rhabditida, Onchocercidae. The record is from the annotation of a GenBank genome assembly.